This is a messenger RNA of Jatropha curcas, 1371 nucleotides long. The record is from RefSeq and is a predicted model, not a curated record. NCBI's taxonomy places the organism in Eukaryota, Viridiplantae, Streptophyta, Magnoliopsida, Malpighiales, Euphorbiaceae.
AAAUCCCUGAAAAUAUCAAAACUCAUUCUUUCAGCAUAAGUAAAAGGCACCCCGCUGGCAGGGUGAAAUUAAAUUUCUCGAUUCUCUCUUCCUAAUUUCAUCGCUCCUCGCCUUUCUUCUCCGUGGACCAUCUCUUGUUCCUUCUUGAUAAUGACUUGCUCGCAGUCACUAUCGAAACUUCUUUGCAGAAACUGACGUUCAUUAUUAGCGAAUUUGAUUAUAGAUAGACACUUGACUGACAUUGUUGGAAAUGUGGGCGAAGAAGAGAAAAUGGUUUCCCUUAGAGGUUUGGAUAGGUGGUAAUAUGGGUGAGAAAAGGAAGAAAAGUGGAAGGAUAAACUACAUUGGUGGGAAGAAGUUGAAGGAACGGGAUACAAACUGGGUCCAUGACAUAUGUUGAUGCGUUUGACAAAGUUAAAGAAUAUGGAUGUGGUGAGGUGCAACAAAUAGGGUACUACAAACCCCAUAUACCAUGGUUGACAUUGGAGUUUGCUAGAGAUGAUGAUGAGGUGAAAUUGAUGUUUGAAAGAGGGAAGAAAUUUGGAUGGCUCAAGGUUUACAUUCAAACUGACAUGCGGAUUAAGGAAAAUAGGGAAUAUGAUCAUGCCAACUAUGUAUACUCAAAUGAGGAGGUGGGAGAUGAAUUUGGUGAAGCUUCAAUGGAGAAUGAAGUCCAAGGUCAAUGUACAAUAGAAAAGGGGAUCCAAAAAGAACAAUUCAUGUAUGAAGAGCAGUGCACAAUGGAUAAAAGAACAAGUAAUGAUGCAAUCAGCGAUUCUAAUGAAGAAUGUAGUGAUGCUAUUGAGUUAAAUAAUGCAAUCCAAGAAGACGAGAGUGAAGAUAGUAAAGCAGAUGGAGAAUGUUUAGAUGACGAGGAGUUUUGUUUGCUAGGGAAAAUAAGAUAAAAUUGGAGAAUGUAGGUUUAGGGCUAAAUGAAAAAGUGAAUCUGGGAAGACAAGGAGAAUGCUCAAAUAUACAAAUACCUAAUAGAGCAGUAGGACCUACACAAGCUAGUGGAAUUAAGACCAUUAAAGCAGCUGUAGGGAAGAAAAUGAAGGUCAGAAGGAAUAAUGAGACAGACAAUGGAAUUGCAACCAGCACUGGCAGGAUGGAGAAUAGUAAUUAUGUAGUACAACAAUACACAAUGGACCUAAGUCAGCCUCCACCAUAUUCAAGCCAAGGUUAAUUGAUUUAGUUAGUUUUAGGGUAUUUUUUUGUUUACCAACAACAAACAUAUCAGUUUAUAGGAUACUUUUUGGUUACAUGAAUAUGUAGAACAGUCCUUUUGGUAAUUUGCUGUGGAUAUUGAUUUAUCAUUAUAAGUAGUUUUUGUAGUGAUAAUGCAUUUGUUUAUUUUAAAUCACCUAUAAA